AUGCGGCUGCUGGUACUCGCCCUCGAGUUUGCAGCGUCCACCUUCAGCGGCAAUGGGGUGUACUGCCAGUCACAGGCGAGGAGACGGGGAGUGCGUGCCCUGCGUGGCCUGGGACACGACGUCAUGGUGGUGUCGGGGGGCCCAGAGGGCUGUGAGCCCGAGCCGGAGCACGAGCACGCCUCCCUACUGCUGCAGGCAUGGCAGGGCGUGAAUAUGCUCGGGAUCCCCCUGCCGUCCUGGGGCACGCUGGACAGCAGCUGCAGCCACCGGGAGUUUGCUGCAGGCGUGGCCGCCUCCGCCAUCCUCUCCGCCAUCCUCUCCUUCUACCCCGACGCCGUGCUGGGGGUGGACUGGCACGCCCUGCGCCCCUACCAAGCCAUGAAGGCGGCCUGGGAGGCUACCCAUGCCGCAGCACUGAGGGAUGCGCCGGGCUGCCGAGCACCCCCGCUGGUGUACAUGAACUACCGCCUGCAUGGCCGCACCGACCCGGCCUGCCAGGCCCUGGAGGUGGAGGCGCUCGGUGCCUCCGCGCUCUCCCUGCUGCUGUGCAGGGCCGAUCGCCGCGCGGCGCUGGACAUGCUGGGGACAAGCGAUGGUCUGCGCCCCGGCCCAGACCUGCGCGCGCCCGACCGCUUUGUGGAGCUCGUCGAAGAGCUGGCGCACCGUGGCGCGCUCGGCAACCUCACGCCCCUGAUCUGCGGCUCGGGCUGGGGCGGCGCCUGGGGUACGAGCCUCGCGGCGAGGCUGCUGGCGGCCGCGCCGCAGGCUGUAGUGCACACCCGCUUCCUGGGGCCGGCGGGGCUGGCGGAAAUUUUCGCCGCCACGCUGCUCAAUGUCCACCCCUGCGAGCAGGACGCCUACGGCAUGACCAUCGUGGAGGCCGCCAGCCAGGGGGCCCCCAGCCUGGUGCAGGGAGGGGGCCAGGUGGGGGCCACAGACCUACUAGACCCCGAGGCCGGAGAGGUGUUUGUCGCUGACCUGGCGCAGGGCAUCCCGGGACUGGCGGCAGAGGUGGAGCGGCUGGUGGCAGACCCCCAAGCCCUGCAGCGAGUCGGGGCAAAGGCUCGGGAGAAGGCGCGGUCCUGGGGGGAGGUGGACAAUGCCCACCAGCUCGCUACCUGGGUAGAAGCGGUGGUGCGAGUGCAGGCAGCAGCACAGGAACGAGAAUCAUCAUCGUGA
This is a messenger RNA of Auxenochlorella protothecoides, 1179 nucleotides long. RefSeq lists its product as hypothetical. NCBI's taxonomy places the organism in Eukaryota, Viridiplantae, Chlorophyta, Trebouxiophyceae, Chlorellales, Chlorellaceae. Bases 1 to 1179 code for a protein of 392 amino acids. The record is from RefSeq and is a predicted model, not a curated record. The transcript has 5 exons.